Messenger RNA from Carassius carassius (crucian carp), 2884 nucleotides. RefSeq names its product leucine rich repeat containing 14B (gene lrrc14b). The record is from RefSeq and is a predicted model, not a curated record. Bases 1243 to 2823 code for a protein of 526 amino acids. The transcript has 3 exons. Gene Ontology annotation, biological process: positive regulation of cell population proliferation; negative regulation of apoptotic process; negative regulation of DNA-templated transcription. NCBI's taxonomy places the organism in Eukaryota, Metazoa, Chordata, Actinopteri, Cypriniformes, Cyprinidae. Gene Ontology annotation, cellular component: cytoplasm.
UUUCCCCCAGGAAUGUGCUUACUAUGUAGAUAUGACCACUCUUAUUGUAUGUUAUUAGCUAUGUAUAUCAAUAUUACCAUUAAUGUAGUUUAAAGUCAGCUUCCUUAUAUUCAUAGACUGCAAUAUUUGAUAUAUUAUUUUUUAUUUAAGCAUAUCUUUACAACCAUAUUGCAUGUUUAUGUUCUGAGUAGGGCUGCUAAUAUUAUUAAUUAUAUUAGAAAAUGCUACGUUUUAUUGCUGUCAUGGUUAAAACAACUAAACACAUAAUGUACGAGGCUAAAUAAAAUAUUAAAAGAAAAUGUACUUUUAUGGAGCUGUAUGGUGAGACAAUUUUUUAUUUUUAGUUUAAAUGUUCUAUCUAUUUUGCAGAGUAACAGUAAAAGUUAUGGUCUUUUUGGAUUCUCCUCGAGAAACACUGUAACGUGCAACACAUUUCGUUCUUUCACCAAACUAUUGUAACAUCUGAUAAACAUUGCGUUUGCCCUCAAAAAACACUUUCUUCCAACCUCUAUUACUACUCUACUAUACUAUUUCCAUCAUGAAAGUUCUGACCGCAAAAAUGUUUCUUGGAUGAACACAACACUUUUGCGAGCAAGCAUACUGAAAAUACAAGUUUUUUAAUAUAUAUAUAUAUAUCCAACAGCACAAUGUCUUAAUUUAACACUAUUCUCAAUGGUUGACCCCCAAAACAGCCACAGAAUGUAACCAUUAAUGGUCACAGGUUAUUCAGUUCAAGUUUAUUUGUAUAGCACUUUUCACAAAACAAAUUGUUGCAAAGCAGCUUUACAGAAAAUUAAGUUUCUACAAUAUAUUUAGUCGUAGCUUAUCAGUGGUGACUGUCAAAUUGAUGUACAUCUGAUAGAAAUGUACAGUAAAAUUCAGUUAAUGAUGUAAUCAAACAAACGAUGAACACUAUUAACAGCAAUGAUUAUAUGUUGCAAUCAAACUAAGAUAAGGUAAACUAGGUAAGAGUAUUCUUUUUUUUUCUUUCCAGCUGUCCAAAAUCUAAUUGCUGUUUAACCUCUGCCUGUUAGUCAUGAGAGUAUGAGACAGCUGCUUCUAUAAAUAACCAAUCCCCUCUCAAAUACCUCCCUCCUCAUGCUCUCGCUCAGAACUCUUCUGUUCUUGGGUUGACGCACAUGCAUAUGUUGUUGGAAAGAAAGCAGAAGAAACACUCCAUAUCUCCUAAAGGCUGAUAGCUCUAAGAAGAUUGCUUGAGCUUGGGAGCUGACAAACACAGCCAUGAAGAACUUGAAGUUCCUAGCAGCCGAGGGCUUUGUUCAAACCGGCCAAAAUGCAUGUAAGAACCUCCAUUGCUUGUCUUAUGAUCUCUAUCCAAUCCUCUUCAAAGCCAGCUAUCUGCGUGAGGAGGCCUCAAUGCUCCACGACUUGGUCCAGACGUGGCCUCUGACAGAGAUCAACUUGCGCAAACUAUUGAGCAGGACAGUGGACUGUCCAGAUGAUCUCACGUCCCACACCUGCAGGCUGUGUCUGGAGGCCAUUCUCACAGGUCUGAGGGACUAUGUUCUUCAAGCUCCAAGCACAUAUGCAAAAAUGUUACGUGUGGUGGAUCUAAUUGGUCUGCAAGACAUAGAACACCAGGUCUGUUCCUGCAGACGGACUCUUGGCCGUUGGGCAAGAACCGAGCUACUUACCCGCAUGUGCUACGAGACUAUGGUGUCCAUGCAGGCCGGCCAAGCAGCACCAUCAGCAUUUGAUGUGGAGAUAGAUGUGCGCUUGGAUGCUUUUGUUACUGGACGGAGCUAUGAGGUGGUGACUCAGGCUCUGUUGCUGCGCAAACACUGCCCGUUAAAACUGAACUUUGUAGGUCUGCGUGUGGACUCGCUUAGCCUCAGGAACCUCUUUUACCUUCUGAAGCUGGUGGAAUCACAUGGCCUGCAGAAGCUGGAAGUGGUGCACAAUGUACAUCUGGAGGCUCCACACAUUGAGGUACUGCUCUCCCAGCUAAAGUUCCCACAGCUGCGCUCGCUCACGUUUCCUGCGCAGGCUUUUAAUGUCCACAGGUUGGGUCCGGAGGAUGAGGGCCUCAUGGGAGUUCUGGGUGAGCUGAUGAGCCAACUGACUGAACUGAGAGAGCUCUAUCUGGGGUUCUCCACACUUACAGGACGUCUGAGGAAACUGCUGAGUCCACUGAAUACUCCACUGCAGUGUAUUGAGUUAGCGAACUGCAGUCUUAACGCAGUGGACAUGGCCUACUUCGCCAACAGCCUGCACAGUGAACACAUAGUAAAGCUGGACUUGAGCGGUCAUGAGGUAGCCGACCUCUUCCCCAACACCUUCCGGAAGCUUCUGCAUCGCUGCUGUGCCACACUCACUAGUCUUGGUCUGGAGGAGUGUGGACUGGAUGAUGAUAAACUGGAUGUGCUCACACAAGCACUGACACCCUGUCAUGGGCUAGAGGAGUUGAAGAUCCUGGGUAAUCCACUGAGCACACCUGCUCUGCGCCAUCUUUUUAAUAUGCUGGCUCUGGGUUUCCCUGCAUUGAGAUAUGUUGAGCUGCCUGUCCCUCGUGACUGUUAUCCUGAAGGUGUAACCUAUCCACUGGAUGAUAGGACGCUGAUAAAUUAUGACACAGAGAAGUUCCAACAAGCCAAGACUGAACUUGUUGGCAUCCUAGAGAGGGAGGGAAAAGGACAUAUAGAAGUCUGCACGCCAUUAUUCGGAGCCUAUGAUCCUGACAUCAAUGAGACGAGCAAUGAGCUGGGAGUCUCCAUGCUGCACUCCUUCAACAGUGUCAUAGGAAACUUCAUUGACACAGUAAACAGUGUUACCCAACGGAGAGAGCAAAGAAUGAUGGAGUGAUAGUGCUUAAAAUUCACUUGCAAUCCCAGGAAUAAAAAGAAAGUAUAUUCAUAUAGAAAAG